Messenger RNA from Engraulis encrasicolus (European anchovy), 483 nucleotides. Its product is annotated as cornifelin homolog B-like. NCBI's taxonomy places the organism in Eukaryota, Metazoa, Chordata, Actinopteri, Clupeiformes, Engraulidae. The transcript has 4 exons. Bases 59 to 448 code for a protein of 129 amino acids. The record is from RefSeq and is a predicted model, not a curated record.
UAAGUCAAAGUUUUACUCGGCUUCCAGACGACGCCAGCUUUCUGAGACAGAGGUAGUCAUGACGACCAAAGUAGUGAUCCAACAGCCGGGGCCCAUUAUGGAGUCCAGGGACUCUGACGAGUGGCACUCUGGGAUAUGCGACUGCUGUGAAGACAUGGGCCAAUGUUGCUGUGUCUUCUGGUGCUGUCCUUGCUUCGCUUGCAAGACCACGCGGGACUAUGGCCAGUGCCUUUGUCUCCCCCUGCUGGACAUAUUCGGCGGCUGCAUCUCCCCCGUCACCUUCGCCAUGAGAGUCUCUAUGCGUGAACGCUACGGCAUCAAAGAUACCAUGUGUCGCGACUGCGUGUGCGCCACCUUCUGCUCACCGUGCUCUUGGUGUCAAAUGGCCACAGAGAUGAAGAAGAGAGCCAUCCCAAUCACCCUGAUCAGCUCACGACCCCGACCAUGAACACACACACACACACACACACACACACACACACA